Molecule: messenger RNA, 969 nt
Organism: Panicum virgatum (switchgrass)
Lineage: Eukaryota; Viridiplantae; Streptophyta; Magnoliopsida; Poales; Poaceae
Exons: 1
Coding region: 1-969 (322 amino acids)
Molecular function (GO): protein dimerization activity
Source: RefSeq, a predicted model, not a curated record
AUGUGGAAUUCUGUGGUUAAGGUGUUGUCCAUGAUUCAUGAGGAUGAGCGUAAUACUAGUCGAGCGGGUGGUUUGGUGCGCAAGAUGGAGAGUUUCUCCUUUGUUUUGAAUAUGAAAUUGAUGUUGAAGGUGCUUCGCAUUACUAAUGAGCUAUCUCAGUUGCUGCAAAGAAAGGAUCAAAAUAUUGUUCAGGCUAUGUCAUUGCUUGUUGAUGUAAAAACAAGGUUGAUGUCCUUGAGAAAUGAAGGUUGGGAGCCGUUGCUUCAUGAAGUCAAAUCAUUUUGUACUGAAAAGAAGAUUCCAAUACCAAAUAUGGAUGACUCAAUACUUAGAUGGGGUCGAUCAAGGCUAGAUGGUAACUUAAUCACCCAAGAGCAUCAUUACCGUGUUGAUACUUUCUUGGCUGCUAUUGAUGCUAUUAUCACCGAGAUGGACCAUCGCUUCAAUGAGGUAUCAUCAGAGUUACUUGUUUGCUUCUCAUGUCUUGAUCCAAGAGACUCCUUUUCUAAGUUUGAUGUUGAAAAGAUUGCAAGAUUGACUGAAAUAUAUAAAGAAGAUUUCUCUGACUUGGAUCGCUCUAAUAUAAGAGACCAACUUGAGACAUUCAUCCUUCAUAUGAGAAGAGUUGAACAAUUCAAGGCUUGUCAUGAUUUUGGAAGUUUGGCUAUACAGAUGGUUAAAAGUGAAAGAGACAUUGCUUUUCCAAUUGUCUAUCGCCUCAUCAAGCUAGGAUUGCUUCUACCUGUCGCAACUGCCACUGUUGAAAGAGCCUUCUCGGCUAUGAAUAUAAUCAAGACAGAUUUGCGCAAUAAGAUGUCCGAUGAAUGGCUUAAUGAUUUGAUACUCUAUUACAUUGAGAAAGAGAUUUUUAGAGGCCUUGAUGAAAGUGAAGUCAGGAAGACAUUUCAAGCCUCCAAAAACCGGGCUAUUGACUUGCCUAGGCCACCAAGAAGGCCUAGACAUGAUUAG